Molecule: messenger RNA, 981 nt
Organism: Tetrahymena thermophila SB210
Lineage: Eukaryota; Ciliophora; Oligohymenophorea; Hymenostomatida; Tetrahymenidae
Product: transmembrane protein, putative
Exons: 2
Source: RefSeq, a predicted model, not a curated record
AUUGAUAAUAGGAAAAAGGAUAUAAACACUGCCUUUUAUAAAAUGAGAAAAACAAAAACUCAAUUUAUUAUCUUUGGUCUUCUACUUUCUGUUGCUCUCGCAGCAUAGGCUCAUAGAAACCUUAGAAGUAGCAAGUACUUUCCACAUGCCAAGAAGCAUAGAUUAAGUGAAAAAAUGAUGAAUAAAAAUCCAAGUGUUAAUCAAGCCUAGAAGUUUGUUUAAGUUAAGAAUGCUGACUGGAACUAUGAUCCAAAUGUUAAUUAAACCAAUUAAACAUUUGUAUAAACCAGUAGUGGUGAUUGGUGGUUUGAUCCCAAUAUUAAUUCAACCAAUUAAACAUUCUUUGUAUAAACAAGUAGUGGUGAUUGGUGGUUUGAUCCCAAUAUUAACUCAACCAAUUAAACAUUCUUUGUAUAAACAAGUAGUGGUGAUUGGUGGGAUGAUCCCAAUAUUAAUUCAACCAAUUAAACUUUCUUUGUAUAAACUAGUAGUGGUGAUUGGUGGUUUGAUCCCAAUAUUAACUCAACCAAUUAAACAUUCUUUGUAUAAACUAGUAGUGGUGAUUGGUGGUUUGAUCCCAAUAUUAACUCAACCAAUUAAACUUUCUUUGUAUAAACUAGUAGUGGUGAUUGGUGGUUUGAUCCCAAUAUUAACUCAACCAAUUAAACUUUCUUUGUAUAAACUAGUAGUGGUGAUUGGUGGUUUGAUCCCAAUAUUAACUCAACCAAUUAAACUUUCUUUGUAUAAACUAGUAGUGGUGAUUGGUGGUUUGAUCCCAAUAUUAACUCAACCAAUUAAACUUUCUUUGUAUAAACUAGUAGUGGUGAUUGGUAGAUUGAUCCCAAUGUUAAUCAAGCAUAGUUCGCUUAAGCUAAGAGUGGUGACUGGAAUCAUGAUACAAACAGUGAUUAAACAUGGUUUGUAGAAACUGCAGCUGCAUUUGACGAUGAAGAAUAGCCUGUACUUGCUAUAUAAAAUUGA